AUGGAAGGUGCUUUCACCCAUGUUGGGAAUCAUUUGAUAUCUGACUCCGCUGCUGCUAUCAAGGCCGGAGCUGAUGACCUCUCUACGAUCGACCCCGACGAGAGCUUACUCUAUGGCAAAUACGGCGAUCGAAAUGGCCGCCGCCGAGCCGACGACGACGACAACCAAACCGAAGCAUUUGAAGAAGACGAUAACGACAGUCUGAACAGCGUUCCGAUCGAUGGACUGAAUGGACUCAAGCUCAAGGGUCAGGACGAGGAGAAGGAGCUUCCGGCCCACGCCUGCGCUGCGAGAGGCAAUGGCACUUCGACCCACAUCGUAAAUCACCUCGUUCGAGCCCGCCACAAGGAAGUCCAGCUUCACCCCGAGUCUACACUUGGCGAUACCGUUUUGGAAUGCUAUAAUUGUGGAACAAAGAAUGCGUUCCUCUUGGGCUUUAUCCCUGCAAAGUCCGACACCGUCGUUGUCCUUCUCUGCCGACAGCCAUGUGCCGCCAACACCUCAAACAAGGAUAUGAACUGGGAUACAUCACGAUGGCAGCCUCUGAUCGAAGAGCGAGCCUUUCUGCCUUGGCUAGUCGGGACUCCGUCUGACUCUGAGCAACUUCGGGCCCGCCACCUUACACCCAACAUGAUUGCAAAACUGGAGGAGAUGUGGAAAAUUGAGCCCAAGGCCACAGUAGUUGACCUUGAGAAGGCAGCCAGUAUCGACGAUGACCCUCAGCCUGUCCUACUAAACUACGAUGAUCCUUACCACUAUCAGAACAUUUUUGGCCCCUUGGUCAAGAUGGAAUCCGAUUACGACAAGAAGUUGAAGGAAGCGCAAUCCGAGGAUGGACUCUUAGUCCGGUGGGACUAUGGUUUGAACAACAAGCAUCUUGUCAGUUUCAACCUGCACAAAAUUGAAUCUGGUGAUGUUAAGCUUGCUGUUGGUGACGAAAUGCGACUACGCUACAAGGGAGAGCUACGGUCCCCUUGGGAGGGGGUCGGCUAUGUUAUCAAAAUCCCGAACAACCAGUCUGACGAGGUUACGCUCGAAUUGCGCAAGACUGGAAACGAAAAACUGGUCCCGACUGACCUGUCUCACAACUUUUCAGCCGACUAUGUCUGGAAAGCGACAUCCUAUGACCGUAUGCAACUGGCUAUGAAAACCUUUGCCGUUGAUGAUAUGAGUGUCUCUGGUUACAUCUUCCACACUCUGCUGGGUCACGAGGUUCAGUUGCAGGUUAUGAAGACAAACCUGCCUAAGAAGUGGUCCGCCCCUGGCCUUCCUGAUCUCAACCCUAGCCAAGUGGGAGCGAUUAAGGCAGUUCUCCAGAAGCCUCUUAGUCUGAUCCAAGGACCUCCCGGAACCGGGAAAACUGUAACCUCUGCUACCAUCAUUUACCACUUAGCCAAGAUGAGUGGCAACCAAGUUCUUGUCUGCGCACCUUCCAACGUCGCCGUGGAUCAGCUUUGCGAGCGCGUUCACCGCACUGGACUCAAGGUGGUUCGUCUCACAGCCAAAUCUCGCGAGGAUGUCGAAUCGUCUGUCAGCUUCUUGGCUCUCCACGAACAGGUCCGCAUGUCGGAGCACAACAGCGAGCUCGUUAAGCUUUCACAGCUCAAGAACGAGCUAGGCGAACUGUCAAGUCAGGAUGAGAAGAAGUACAAGCAGCUCACAAAGAUUGCCGAACGCGAUAUUCUCAACAACGCCGACGUUGUCUGUUGUACUUGCGUAGGUGCUGGUGAUCCACGCCUGUCUAAGAUGAAGUUCCGAAAUGUCUUGAUCGAUGAGUCAACUCAAUCAGCGGAGCCCGAGUGCAUGAUCCCACUUGUUCUUGGUUGCAAACAAGUCGUCCUUGUUGGUGACCACAAGCAACUUGGCCCCGUCAUCAUGAACAAGAAGGCUGCCAAGGCUGGUUUGAACCAAUCGCUUUUUGAACGCUUGGUCAAUUUGAAGCUUUCGCCUAUCCGACUGAACAUUCAAUACCGAAUGCAUCCUUGCCUCUCCGAGUUUCCUUCCAACAUGUUCUACGAUGGUAGUCUGCAGAACGGUGUUACUCAUGAGAACCGUUUACGAAAAGACGUUGACUUCCCUUGGCCAGUCGGUGAGAUGCCUAUGAUGUUCUGGUCCAAUUUGGGCCAUGAAGAAAUUUCCGCCUCGGGAACAUCAUAUCUCAACCGCACGGAAGCUUCCAAUGUCGAGAAGGCAGUCACUCGGUUCUUCAAGGCCGGUGUGAAGCCUGCUGACAUUGGUGUCAUCACCCCGUACGAAGGCCAGCGAAGCUACAUUGUGACUACUAUGCAAAACUCAGGAACUUAUAAGAAGGAGUACUACAAGGAAGUCGAGGUCGCUUCGGUUGAUGCUUUCCAGGGCCGUGAAAAGGACUUCAUUGUUCUCUCUUGUGUUCGAUCCAACGACAAUCAGGGCAUCGGUUUCUUGUCCGACCCGCGUCGUCUGAACGUGGCCUUGACACGAGCCAAGUAUGGUCUUGUCAUUCUUGGAAACCCCAAAGUUCUGUCCAAGCACGAGCUCUGGCACAAUUUGCUUGUUCACUUCAAGGAUCGCAAGUGCUUUGUUGAAGGUCCUUUGUCCAAUCUUCAGGCAUGCCUUCUCCAGUUCAGCCGACCUAAGGUCAGUUAUCGCCAGAAGAACCAGCAGCCGCAGUUCGGAGCUGGCAGCUACUCCAAUGGAGGCCGAUUUAACCCGCCCCCCUCCGGUCGAGAUUUCGAUUUGGGCUCUAUGGUAUCAUACAUCCCUGAUGAUGUAUCCUCUGUUCAUGGCUCUGCAUUUGGCGGAGCCUCCCUCAACAGCGCUUUCCCCCCUAUGUUCUCGAGCUUCACCCCCGAUCAGUGGCCUGGUCUGCCCGGUGUAGCUGCUCCCGGCCGAGGAGGUAAGAAUCGGGGUCGUGCCACCGAAAGUGUUGCAGGUGAGAGCGUGGCCAACUCCGAGUAUACGGAUGCGUCUUCGAGCGUGAUUGGUGGCAAAGGAGUAGGACAGGGUGGUGUUAGUCUGGGGGCAGGGCUUCAUGAUGCUGUCACAGGCAUGCGACCCGUCUCCUACAGCCAAAGCGACCGACUCAAGCAGUAUGUCGAGAGUGGUGGUCGCAUGAAUCCCGGUAACGGCUACGGACGACGCUUUGACGACGACGAGAAGAGUGUCAGCACAGCAUUUCAUAGCCAGAUUGGAGGAGGCUACGACUGA
This is a messenger RNA of Fusarium coffeatum, 3186 nucleotides long. RefSeq lists its product as uncharacterized. NCBI's taxonomy places the organism in Eukaryota, Fungi, Ascomycota, Sordariomycetes, Hypocreales, Nectriaceae. Bases 1 to 3186 code for a protein of 1061 amino acids. Gene Ontology annotation, biological process: nuclear-transcribed mRNA catabolic process, nonsense-mediated decay. The record is from RefSeq and is a predicted model, not a curated record. Gene Ontology annotation, molecular function: RNA helicase activity; hydrolase activity; DNA binding. Gene Ontology annotation, cellular component: cytoplasm. The transcript has 2 exons.